Molecule: messenger RNA, 786 nt
Organism: Suillus paluster
Lineage: Eukaryota; Fungi; Basidiomycota; Agaricomycetes; Boletales; Suillaceae
Exons: 6
Coding region: 1-786 (261 amino acids)
Source: RefSeq, a predicted model, not a curated record
AUGAAAGCCAGUGAUUUUGAUGAUGUCUCCAAAGAGAUUCUUGUGACGGCGCCAUUUCCCGAUAACCUUGCUGUCGAGACAAAAUUGGCAAAAGCAGCCUGGCAUGAGGCGUGUCAAAUCAAAGGCAUCAAUGUCAAACUGAUGCCUUUGGUGGUCAAAAUGUUCUUGACCCGCACAUCACAAGUGCAUGGGGAACUUAAAACGAAAAUGCGAUCACUGACUGGGUCUUUUUUCGGUUUCCGGACAAGCAAUUCCAAUGAUGUGAUAAGACAGAAUAGAGAUCUAGCAGAGUCUUUGAAAGACGGUUCUGUGUUUGCUUUCAAGGAUUGGGCGUCGAAGAAGGGAAUCUACAAGACCGAAUUACUGCAACUGGGUAUCAACGUCAUGUGGUUUGCAAAUCAUCACGACGAAGGCGUCAUAUACCAUAAAUACUUUAAUCCUAUGCCCGUCGAAGUUAUCGCUCUUGUGCUUACAACUAUUGAAUGUUGUAUCGACAAAUGGUUACAACGUCUGAAGGAGGAUAUUAAAUUCACAUUGGCUACUUAUGGAACUGUCUACCAUGAUCAUUUCGGCUCAUUGCAGCACUUCAAUGAGCGCACGGCGCCUUAUAAACUCCUCGAAAGAAUUCGUAUCAAUCUGCACGACACGGCUCAUUUCCAUGCAGGUGUCGACACCCUCCCUACUAUGUCGUCAUCUGCAUCCCAGAUCAGUGACGAGGCAUUCGAAGAUGCCAUCCAAGAGUAUCGACUUGAGGAGCAGGAUGAUGCAGAGGCUAGCAAGUCAUAA